Puma concolor (puma) is the source of this 4305-nucleotide messenger RNA. The record is from RefSeq and is a predicted model, not a curated record. NCBI's taxonomy places the organism in Eukaryota, Metazoa, Chordata, Mammalia, Carnivora, Felidae.
AUGGGAGUUUUCAGUAGAAGCCGCGUGGCUCCCACUUCCCAGGGCCCGAGAUCGAGUUGGCAUCAUCUUGCUGGGAACAGGCCCCGUUCAGUUGCGGUUUCCUUAGCGGCCCCUAACGAGGACGACGUCCGCCCGCAGUGUUUGCAGGGACGCCCUGGGUUAGUUGGACAGCGCGGCCCUCCCGCCCGCCCACGCGGGGCGGACCUCCCGCCCGCCCACGCGGGGCGGACCUCCCGCCCGGAUCUGCGCUUUAACAGAAUCCGGGAGAUCCAGCCCGGGGCAUUCAGGAGGCUGAGAAACUUGAAUACGUUGCUUCUCAACAACAAUCAAAUCAAGAGCAUACCCAGCGGAUCAUUUGAAGACUUGGAGAAUUUAAAAUAUCUCUAUUUGUACAAGAAUGAGAUCCAGUCAAUUGACAGGCAAGCGUUUAAGGGACUUGCCUCUCUAGAACAACUAUACCUGCACUUUAAUCAGAUAGAAACUUUGGACCCAGAGUCAUUCCAACAUUUGCCGAAGCUGGAAAGGCUAUUUUUACAUAACAACCGAAUCACACAUUUGGUUCCAGGAACAUUCAGUCACUUGGAAUCCAUGAAGAGACUGAGACUGGACUCCAACGCGCUGCACUGCGACUGUGAAAUCCUGUGGCUGGCGGAUUUGCUGAAAACCUACGCCAAGUCCGGCAACGCACAGGCGGCCGCCACCUGUGAAUACCCGCGACGUAUCCAGGGGCGCUCGGUGGCCACGAUCACCCCUGAAGAGCUGGACUGUGAAAGGCCCCGGAUCACAUCAGAGCCCCAGGACGCAGAUGUCACCUCGGGGAACACUGUGUUUUUCACAUGCAGAGCAGAAGGCAACCCCAAACCCGAGAUCAUCUGGCUGCGAAACAACAACGAGCUGAGCAUGAACACAGAUUCCCGCCUCAACUUGCUGGACGACGGAACCCUGAUGAUCCAAAACACACAGGAGACAGACCAGGGGAUUUACCAGUGCAUGGCGAAAAAUGCCGCCGGGCAGGUGAAAACACAAGAAGUCACCCUCAGGUACUUUGGGUCUCCAGCCCGACCCGCUUUUGUAAUCCAGCCACAGAACACGGAGGUGCUGGUCGGCGAGAGUGUCACCUUGGAGUGCAGCGCCACAGGCCACCCCGUGCCGCGGAUCACCUGGACCAAAGGGGACCGCACGCCCCUGCCUGAGGACCCUCGCGUGAGCAUCACCCCCUCUGGCGGCCUGUACAUUCAGAACGUCCAGCAGGACGACAGUGGGGAGUACGCGUGCUUCGCAUCCAACAGCCUGGACAGCAUCCACGCUGCGGCUCUGAUCAUCGUCCAGGCUCUUCCCCAGUUCACCGUGACCCCUGCGGACAGAGCUGUUAUCGAGGGCCAGACGGUCGAUUUCCAGUGUGAGGCCAAGGGCUACCCACAGCCGGUCAUAGCGUGGACCAAAGGAGGGAGCCAGCUGUCCGUGGACCGGCGACACCUCGUCCUCUCCUCGGGAACGCUCAGGAUCUCGGGUGUGGCGCUCCACGACCAGGGCCAGUACGAGUGCCAGGCUGUCAACAUCAUCGGCUCCCAGAGGGCUGUGGCCCACCUGACCGUGCAGCCCAGAGUUACCCCGGUGUUUGCCAGCACUCCGAGCGACAGGACGGUGGAGGUGGGCACCAACGUGCAGCUCCCCUGCAGUGCCCAGGGGGAGCCUGAGCCCGUCAUCACCUGGAACAAGGAUGGGGUUCAGGUGACGGAAAGCGGGAAGUUUCAUAUCAGCCCCGAGGGGUUCUUGACCAUCCACGACGUCGGGACCGCGGACGCAGGCCGCUACGAGUGUGUGGCCAGGAACACUAUCGGGCAGGCCUCCGUCAGCAUGGUGCUCAGCGUGAGCGUUCCUGACGUCAGCCGAAACGGGGACCCGUUUGUGGCCAAAUCGAUAGUUGAAGCAAUUGCGACUGUGGACAGAGCCAUAAACUCAACCCGCACGCACCUGUUUGACAGCCGUCCCCGUUCUCCCAACGACCUGCUGGCCUUGUUCCGGUACCCGAGGGACCCCUACACCGUGGAGCAGGCACGCGCGGGAGAGAUAUUUGAGCGGACGUUGCAGCUGAUUCAGGAGCACGUGCGGCACGGGCUGAUGGUCGACCUGAAUGGAACAAGUUACCACUACAACGACCUCGUGUCCCCCCAGUACCUGAGCCUCAUCGCCAACCUGUCCGGCUGCACGGCCCACCGGCGCGUGAACAACUGCUCGGACAUGUGCUUCCACCAGAAGUACCGCACGCACGACGGCACCUGCAACAAUCUGCAGCACCCCAUGUGGGGCGCCUCGCUGACCGCCUUCGAGCGCCUGCUGAAGGCCGUGUACGAGAACGGGUUCAACACCCCGCGGGGCAUCGACCCCGGCCGGCUGUACCAUGGCCACGCGCUGCCCGUGCCUCGCUUGGUGUCCACGUCCCUGAUUGGGACCGAGACCGUCACGCCCGACGAGCAGUUCACGCACAUGCUCAUGCAGUGGGGUCAGUUUCUGGACCACGACCUGGACUCCACGGUGGUGGCCCUGAGCCAGGCUCGCUUCUCCGACGGACAGCACUGCAGCUCUGUGUGCAGCAACGACCCCCCCUGCUUCUCGGUCGCCGUGCCCCCCAACGACCCCCGCGUCAGGAACGGGGCUCGCUGCAUGUUCUUCGUGCGUUCCAGCCCCGUGUGCGGCAGCGGGAUGACGUCCCUCCUCAUGAACUCCGUGUACCCGCGGGAGCAGAUCAACCAGCUCACCUCCUACAUCGACGCCUCCAACGUGUACGGGAGCACGGAGCAUGAGGCGCGCGCCAUCCGGGACCUGGCCAGCCACCGGGGGCUCCUGCGGCAGGGCAUCGUGCAGCGGUCGGGGAAGCCGCUGCUGCCCUUUGCCACCGGGCCGCCCACGGAGUGCAUGCGGGACGAGAACGAGAGCCCCAUCCCCUGCUUCCUGGCCGGGGACCAUCGCGCCAACGAGCAGCUGGGCCUGACCAGCAUGCACACGCUGUGGUUCCGGGAGCACAACCGCGUGGCCGCCGAGCUGCUCUCCCUGAACCCGCACUGGGACGGGGACACCAUCUACCACGAGGCGAGGAAGAUCGUGGGCGCGCAGGUGCAGCACAUCACCUACCAACACUGGCUGCCCAAGGUGCUGGGCGAGGUAGGCAUGAAGGCGCUGGGCGACUACCGCGGCUAUGACCCGGGCGUCAACGCCGGCAUCUUCAACGCCUUCGCCACGGCCGCCUUCAGGUUCGGCCACACGCUGGUCAACCCCGUGCUCUACCGGCUGGACGAGAACUUCGAGCCCAUCGUGCAGGGACACAUCCCCCUGCACAAAGCCUUCUUCUCUCCCUUCCGCAUCGUGAACGAGGGCGGCAUCGACCCGCUGCUCAGGGGCCUGUUCGGCGUGGCCGGGAAGAUGCGUGUUCCCUCGCAGCUGCUGAACACGGAGCUCACCGAGCGGCUCUUCUCCAUGGCCCACGCGGUGGCCCUGGACCUGGCCGCCAUCAACAUCCAGCGGGGCCGGGACCACGGCAUCCCGCCCUACCACGAAUACCGAGUGUACUGCAACCUGUCGUCCGCCCACACCUUUGAGGACCUGAAAAAUGAGAUCAAGAACCCCGAGAUCCGGGAGAAGCUGAGACGGUUAUACGGGUCCCCCCUCAACAUCGACUUAUUUCCUGCCCUCAUGGUAGAGGACUUGGUCCCUGGCAGCCGACUGGGACCGACCCUGAUGUGCCUGCUGAGUACACAGUUCAAGCGGCUGAGAGAUGGGGACAGGCUGUGGUACGAGAGCCCAGGGGUGUUCUCCCCGGCGCAGCUGACACAGAUCAAGCAGACGUCGCUGGCCAGGAUUCUGUGCGACAACGCGGACAACAUCACGCGUGUGCAGAGGGACGUGUUCAGGGUGGCCGAGUUCCCCCACGGCUACAGCAGCUGCGACGACAUUCCCCGCGUGGACCUGCGCGUGUGGCAGGACUGCUGCGAAGGUGCUCCUGGGGCAACUGAUGUGGUGCUCCCGGGGCUCCUGCCGUGGUGCUCCCGGGGCGUCUGGCAUGAUGCUCCCGGGGUGUCUGGGUUGGUGCUCCCGGGGCUCCUGCCGUGGUGCUCCCGGGGCUCCUGCCGAGGUGCUCCCGGGGCUCCUGCCGAGGUGCUCCCAGGGCGUCUGUGCAGGAUGUUUGACGAGAUCGCGCCCAUGUUUGCGGUGUUCGGGUGGCAGAGAAAUGCCUUCCGCUGUGCGAAAGUCGUCUCCGAAUUCAGUGAAGAGCAACCAUCAUACCUCGUGGUCUCUCUUUUCAAUUGA